This is a messenger RNA of Monopterus albus (swamp eel), 6099 nucleotides long. It is a transcript of the gene zc3h13, whose product is annotated as zinc finger CCCH-type containing 13. Bases 164 to 5677 code for a protein of 1837 amino acids. The record is from RefSeq and is a predicted model, not a curated record. NCBI's taxonomy places the organism in Eukaryota, Metazoa, Chordata, Actinopteri, Synbranchiformes, Synbranchidae. The transcript is spliced from 20 exons. Gene Ontology annotation, molecular function: metal ion binding.
AAGAACAGGAUACAUGAUGUCCACCCUCCGCCAAUAUGAAGGCACCCAGGGUAGUUUCUACCUAUGAGUACAAAGAAUAAGCACUGUUAUUUCUAUAUGUGCUGAAUCCGCUAGCUGGGCUAAAGUAAAUGCGACGCCGAAAUUAAUAUCUUGGUUCUGCAGAAUGUCCAAGAUCAGGCGGAAGGUUACAGUGGAGAAUUCAAAAACCAUAUCCGACAGCAGCAGCAGCACCACAACCAGCAGCACCAGCAACACUACCGCCCCCUCCCGCAGGCCCAGCGUGUUUGAAAGACUUGGCCCCAGCACUGGGAGUAAUGCUGCUGAUAGUCACUGUAGAAAUUGGCUGAAGACUGGUAAUUGCAGCUACGGCAACACUUGUCGCUACACACAUGGAACUCAGUCACGAGGCAAAGGAUUUAGCUUUAGUCGGUCAAACGAGAGGCCCACAGGUGAUCUGCGGGAGAGGAUGAAGAAUAAAAGACAGGAUGUUGACUCAGACAACCUUCAGCGAGACCUAGACGAGCCCACAUCCCCCACAUCGAGACAGAGAGACUCCUCCAGAGGCCGACACAGGGAGAAGGAGGACAUAAAGAUCACAAAGGAGCGCACCCCAGCCAGUGAAGAAGAGCCCACAGAGUGGGAGACCAAUCGUGAAGACUCAGAUAUUGGUGAUUACGACUACGAGUUAUCCCUGGAGAUGAAGCGCCAGAAGAUUCAGCGUGAGCUGAUGAAACUGGAGCAGGAGAACCUGGAAAAGAGAGAGGAGAUUGUCAUCAAGAAAGAUGAGACCCCUACCAAAACAAGAACCACGGCCUUGCCGAAGACCUCCCCAGAGCAGUUAAGCUCCAAAGAUUCACCCUCAUCCAGGAAAUCCGGUGGAUCCCCAAAACAAAAAAGUGGAACCAAAGGGCUAGGCUCUGGGAAGAAAGAGAAGAAGGCUCUGGUGUCCUCACCUGUUUCAGAAACUGCCAGGUCUUCAAAAGGGACCCAUAGCAAGAAGAAAGGGCCCCGUACUCCCAGUCCUCCUCCCCCAGUCCCCCUGGACAUUCCUGUGACUGGGAAGAAACACAAAGGCAAGCACAAAAACAAGGACAAGUCUGAGGAUAAGCAGAAGGAAGGCAAAGAUCGGGGACGAGGUACAGAAAAACACAAAGAGAAGAAGGAAAAACGCAGGGACCGAUCGGACAGUUCCCACAAGGCCAAGCGAUCAGUCACAUCAGAGGAGCGUUCUGGCAGUGUGUCAUCAUUCUCCAGGGGUGUGUCACCCACAGCCAGAAAGAAAUCCACCUCUCCCAAAGCUUCAUCCCAUAAGACCUCUGCACUAGAAUCCUCUCCUCGCAGGUCUCCGUCUCCUCCACGCCACCAGCGCAGCCCCACUCCUCCCCGCCACCUCUCCCCUUCCUCCCACUCAGGUUCGUCAGCCCAGCGGCACUCUCCCUCUCCACAUCGGCGCCGCUCGUCCUCUCCCGCCUACCACCGGAGCAGCGCAGCCCCAGCCUCUGCCUCUUCACCUCAGAGCUCCAGGCGUUCCCGAUCACCUCCCACCUUGCAUGACACCUCCUCGCCCCACCGCCGAUCUGACAGGUUGAGCCCUAUCCGGCGUCAUUCCAGGGGCCGUGAGAGAAGCCGUGGUGACAGAGAGAGGAGCCCGCCUGCUCAGGAUCGAAGACAUGAGCGCAGAAAUGAUAGUCGCAGCAAGCGAGAGAAAGACGGUGUCCGUGAUGACCGCGAUUAUGACUCUGAGCAGGUGUCAUCACGUGAUGCUCGCGACGACAGGGACACAAGAGAGGCUCGUGAGCGACGAGACACUCGUGAUCGUGGAAGGGAAACGACCCGGGGGUCUCGAGACCAUCGAGACAAUAGGGAAGUAAAGGACUCCAGAGAGAGCAGGACAGAAACCCGCUCCAGUCUAGAGUCCUUGGAGCGGCGUGACCGCGAACGGGAACGAGAGAGGGACUGGGAGAAAGACAAGGACAGAGAAAGAGAGAGGGAGAGGGCUGACACCCACAGGAAGGAGGAGCCGCCUCAGGAUGACAGGAGUUAUGGGAGAGGUCAUGGACGCGAUGAGGGAGGGAGAGCUGAAGGAAGGACGGAGAGCAGGCCAGACAGAACGGAGAAGAAUGGACGGGGGAGAGGACGCGCUACUGAAACAUCUGAUAAAGGCUCAAGCAGAAACUCACGGGGCUCUCAGCAGGCAAGUGGCCAUGACAACUGGGAGUCGAGCAGUGUAGUGCGUGAACGGAGCCCAGAAAGGAGCACAGAUCGUAGUGCCACCGAAAGAAGCUCUGAGAGGGGUUCAGACCGAGAUCGCUAUGAGGGUGAUAGAAGAGAGCAAGCCAGAGACUCCUCCUACGACAGGAGAGGAGGGCAUGGAGAGCGGGAGCGCAGAGACAACCGAGAGAGAGAUCAAAGAGCAGCUUCUCCAAAUCGACACCAGGGGAGAUCGGAGGAGUCUGAGAGGGAGGAGAGGAGAGAGGAACGCAGGAUAGACAGAACAGAAGAGAGACGGGAUGACCGGAUCCGCGACCGGGAGCGAGAGAGAGACAGGGAGAGAGACAGGGAGCGGGAAAGAGAGAAGGAGAAGGACAGAGAGAGGGAGAGGGAAAAGGAGCGAGAGAAGGAGAGGGAGGCCGAGAGGGAGCGGGCUAGGGAGAGAGAGAGGGAGCGAGAACGAGAGAGGGAGAGGGAGAGAGAGAGAGAGAGGGAGAGGAAGGAGCGAGAACGGGAGAGAGAGAGGGAGCAGCGUGAGCGAGAGAGGCAGCGAGAAUGGGAGGAGCGAGGGAGGGAGGAGAGGCGGGAGAGAAGAGAGGAGGCCAGGGACGACCGGUCUCUUCGAGACACCUUGGACGAUCGCAAGACAAGUCGUAAGAGGCCCAGGGUGGAGAGCAGCCCUAGCCCCCGAUCCUCGCCUAAGCGAGCAGCACGGGACCUCAGUCCAGCAGACAGUGAUGGCUACAACAGUGCAGAAGAGAAAAGUGAGCUCCCGUUUGGCCGAGGGCAGGCCAAGCUGCACCCACAGUCCCUCCUCCCCAGCCCAGUGUGUCCGCCUCCAUCUGACAGUGGCGACAAGCAUCGUGUGCUGAGCCAGGUGGUGCGGCCCCAGGAGCCUUUACUGCGUUCUCCACCAAGAGUGGCUCCAUCUGAUGACAAGCCUAGUCACUGGAAGGAUGAGGAGCGCAGAGCGACAGGGGACAAAAGGGAAGCACGCAGCCGCCACGAGGACCUGGAUCCUCGUGGGGAACGCAGCAGAGGAGGUGACAGACGAGGAGAUCACCUUACAGAUGGGGUGUCUGACUCACGUAGCAGAGGCAGAGACCAGCGAGAAUCCACACCACCUCCUUCAGCCCUUGCCACUAGCAGUGAAGACAGGGACACUGCCGUUGGCUUGUCCCAUGAAGAGGGCAAAAAGAAGACCAAGUCGCAGAAGAAGGGGCUGAAGAAGGCUCGCAAAGAUGAGGAGAUUAGCGGUGGCACCCGCCUAGCAGCUGCAGUGAACCGCUUCAACCCAGAGCCUCCAACUGCUGCUUCUGCAGAUGCACCCUUGCACUCCCCAAGGAAAGUAACCAAGAAGAAGGCACUUGAUCGAAAGAGGAAACGGUCACGAGGAGAAUCUGAUGUAUCUGAAGAGGAUGCAGCAGUUCAUCAGCCACACAGUAAGAGGAAGAGAGGUCCCCGGACUCCACCACCCUCCAUGAGGCCUGACCGCGGUACUAGAGGCAAACCAGAGCUGUCUCCUCUGUCCAGAAUGGACAACUUCAGUGACUGGUCAGAUGAGGAGGUCACAGACCGAGGAGGGGGACCACUGGAAACACAGGCUCCUCUGGUUACUGCUGAGAGGACUCCUGCUGAGCCUGUCAGGAGAGGUGGUGGCCCCUGGGUCAGCAGGGACCGGGAGAGGGGCAACCCUCCUACCAUUACUCCUCUUCUUCCUCAGGAUCCUCCAAUGCUGCUGCAGACUCUUACUCCACAGCCCCUCAUGUCCCAGCCCCUGCUCCGCAAACCUGCCCCAGAGCAGACACGCAGCAGCAGCAUGGGGAGCAACCAGAGCCGCGCAUCAUCACGGCGCCUGCGGUCACCAUCCAACGAGCCAGCCCAAAGAGAUGACCCUCAGGGGCCACGAUCUCGUCGAGGCAGGCUGCAGGGUGCCAACUCACAUGAUCGGGAUCGAGAGAGAGAACGAGAAAGGGAGAGAGAGCGAGAGAGGCCGGUCGUGAAUGACCCUCCAGGAGCAGAGAGGAAGUCUCGAAUCGACCAGUUGAGAAGAGGAGAGCUCAGCCGCAGCACCUCAUCAGACCGGCAAGAUUCUCGCAGCCACAGCUCCAGACGCAGCUCUCCUGACUCUGAGAGGCAGGCAAGGUCCAGGUCCCGUGCUGGCUCAUAUGACAGUCGGGAGCGGGAGAGGGACAGAGAGCCAUUUGAGCGGGAACGAGAACGAAAGGACCUCCGGCCUCAGCAGCAGCCACAGCAGCAGUCCCUGCUCCUCCAACAGCCCCUACAACAACAGAGAGACUGGGAGCCUGAACCCAGGGACUGGCCUAGCAGGGGACGAGAGCCCCUGCUCAUGCGUCCUAGUCGUGAACCUCUCCUGAGGGAACGGGACAUCAGGGACAGGGAACGCUUGCUCCCUGAAGGACUCAUCCAGCAGCACGAGCGGGAGCGGGAAAGGGAGCGAGAGAGGGAGUGGGAGAGAGACAGCAGAGGUGAAAGAGGUGGUGAUCGAGAGAGGGACAGAAUGAUAAUGAUGGACCUACCGCCUCACGGGGACCCCAGGGUUCCAGGAAGAGGGGACCUGAGGGGUGAAAUUAGAGGAGACCUGCGAGGGGACAUGAUGCGACAGGAUAGAAAUGACUAUGAGCCCAUGCUGCCAAGAGAAGCCUUCAGCCCUCCAGAGCCUGAGGAACCAAGCAACAGUCACCCUGUCAUUGGAGAGCAACAGGAGCUAGAGAAGGAAGAUAGCAUUGACGGAGACGAUGAUGGGAAAGAAGACGAUGGCCAGUCAGUCGCAUCUGUAGGGGAGGAGUAUGAACCAAUCAGUGAUGAUGAACUGGAUGAAAUUCUCAAUGACAGCCAGAAAAAAGAGGAUCAGCAGGAUGAUGAGAAAGUUACAGGUCCUCUGGAUGUGAUCGAUGUGGACUGGUCCAGCCUGAUGCCCAAACAGAAACAGGAACCCCGGGCAGCAGGGGCUGCAUUGCUCCGGUUCACGCCAGGGGCCGUGCUUCUCAGGGCGGGCAUCUCCAAACGACUUGCUGGGCCUGAGCUCCUGGAGAAAGUUAAAGAGGUGUGCAAGUCUGAGCUGGAUGACCCCAAAGAUGCUGACAAGCUGUUUGAGCACGACCUGGGGGCCCUGAACAUGGCAGCAUUGAACAGACGAGUGGAGAGAGCAACUUUACUGAGCAACCUGGGGCCUUGCUGUAAGGCCCUGUGUGCCCGCAGGGACUUCGCCAUCCGUCGACAGCUGCUAAAAAAUGACAAGGGCCUAACGAAGCAGUAUCCCACUACACCUGUGGUAGACAAUGAGCUGCUGCAGAUGAGCGUUCGUCUCUUCAGAAGGACUGUAGCUGGCCAGGCUUCAGCCCAGGAAAGGUCGGACAGUGUGUCGGCACCGGCAGCCGAAGUCGCUGCGCCUGGUGGUAGUAGCAAGCUCAGCUCAGCACAGGCUGAGGUGUGUGUGCCCUGAGAGAAAACAGGCUCUGUGAUUAAAACAAAUGAAAGCGAAUGCUUCUACGCCUUUACUUCUUCUAGCCUCCUACUCUCCGUCUCCCUGUAUCCCAUUUUAUUGCAUAGUUAGCCUUGUUAGUCACGAAAAAAAUAAAGAAACAGCAGCAUUGAGAAUUUGUCAGUUAUACUUUACAUGUUUUGGGUGAUCUGCAAAUGCUGUGCCGUAGACUACUGGACAUUCUAGCCUAUGGUGGUGUGUAACAAAUGAUGAAUGAGAGACAUAAAACACACCUAAAAUUUCUUUUUUUGUGCAUUACAAUGUUUUAGAGCAGCUUUUUACUUGUCAGUGUCACCUCCCUAACCAAGUUCAAAAGACAAAUGUUUUGUUUUUGUAUGAUGUGCAUUGGUUACUCUAACUGUGCAUUAAAAUGGUUAGAUGUU